Ipomoea triloba (trilobed morning glory) is the source of this 1590-nucleotide messenger RNA. RefSeq names its product katanin p60 ATPase-containing subunit A-like 2. NCBI's taxonomy places the organism in Eukaryota, Viridiplantae, Streptophyta, Magnoliopsida, Solanales, Convolvulaceae. The coding region runs from base 130 to 1350 and encodes 406 amino acids. Gene Ontology annotation, molecular function: ATP binding; ATP hydrolysis activity. The record is from RefSeq and is a predicted model, not a curated record. The transcript is spliced from 11 exons.
AUGUCUGUUUACUCUGUAUUGAGUAUUGACAAACUGGAGAGUUCAGAUUUCAGAAAUACGACGACCUAGAGAGAGAAAGAGAGAGUGUUGAAGAUCCUCUUUCUCUCUCUCCGACUCCAAUCUGAAAAUAUGGCCACCGACGAGCCUUCACAAACGCGCUGGUCCUUUCAGGAUUUUAAGUUAUUUUAUGAUAUUAAGUUUGGGAGGAAGAAGUCUUCUGUGGCAAAAGAUGAGGCUGAAAAUCGUCAAACUCUCUCUAAUGGAAGUUCUCCAGUUGCGACUUCAAAUGGAAAUGGCUAUGUAAAGAAUACCACAGAUUUGUCCAUUUAUGAACAAUACAAUCAGGAACGGGGGAGCUCCACACACUCUAAUGGAGUUUCAUCUGCAAGAAUUGAUGAAAAGCCACAGAGAUCUCUGCUUCCUCCUUUUGAGUCUGCAGAAAUGCGUGCAUUAGGGGAAAGUUUGAGUAGGGAUAUUAUUCGUGGUAACCCAGAUGUUAAGUGGGAAAGCAUAAAAGGAUUGGAGAAUGCCAAACGUCUACUUAAAGAAGCUGUUGUCAUGCCAAUAAAAUAUCCAAAGUACUUUACUGGCCUUCUCUCACCAUGGAAAGGUAUUCUCCUUUUUGGACCUCCAGGAACAGGAAAGACCAUGCUUGCUAAGGCUGUAGCAACAGAAUGCAACACCACAUUUUUCAAUAUCUCAGCAUCAUCUGUGGUUAGCAAAUGGCGUGGUGAUUCAGAGAAAUUGAUCAAAGUGUUAUUCGAACUUGCGAGGCACCAUGCUCCUUCAACCAUAUUUCUUGAUGAAAUUGAUGCUAUCAUUAGCCAACGUGGUGAAGCACGAAGUGAGCAUGAAGCAAGCAGGCGCUUGAAAACAGAGUUGCUCAUACAGAUGGAUGGUUUGACGCGAAGUGAUGAACUUGUUUUUGUUUUGGCGGCAACUAACCUUCCUUGGGAGCUGGAUGCUGCUAUGCUUCGACGUCUUGAGAAACGGAUCCUUGUUCCCCUUCCGGAACCCGAGGCAAGGAAAGCCAUGUUUGAGGAAUUAUUGCCUUCAGCAUCUGAUGGGGAGCACCUUCCAUAUGAUUUAUUGGUGGAAAAGACGGAAGGCUAUUCGGGUUCUGAUAUCCGUUUACUCUGCAAAGAAGCAGCUAUGCAGCCAUUAAGACGGUUAAUGGCAUUUCUUGAAGAGAAACAAGAAAUGGUGCCUGAGGAUGAGUUGCCAAAGGUUGGACCAAUUACUGAAAGAGACAUUGAUGUGGCCUUGAGGAACACACGGCCAUCUGCGCAUCUCCAUGCCCAUCGUUACGACAAGUUUAAUGACGAUUAUGGCAGCCAAGUACUCCAGUGAAGGCACACACCUUGAUUACCUUACCUUAUUAUUAAUCGUUUUUUCUUAACAUAAUUAUUUAUGUUUGAGUGGUUUUCUUUGGACACUAACUUGCUAAGCAAGAAGUAUGUGACAUCUAGAGGUGCUUUUCUUUGCCAUUCCAACUUCCAAAAGUUAACACCACUGGAAUUUGUUUAAUCUACACUCCCCUCUUCCUGGAUUAUUAAUGUUUAGGGGUGCUGAUAAUUCCAUAUUGCGAAA